GCCUGGAGAAAGUCUUGCCUGAGCACUAGCUAGCCCUGCAAGCAUUCUCGGAUAUAACCGACACACACACAAUCGGAAAACAGCGGAGAAGGGGGGAACAUUAUGGCGACGUUGGGACCGGAGUCGGUUCGUCCUGCUUCUUCCCCGUCGAUCCAGACCCACCUCGGCAGCGCCAACCUGCCUCCCAACCGGGGCUUGGAGCGGGCGCUGGAGGAGGCGGCGGCCAGCGGCGCCCUCAACCUCAGCUCCCGAAAACUGAAGGAGUUUCCCCGGACAGCCUCGAACCACGACCUGACGGACACUGUGGAAGCAGAUCUUUCAAAGAACAGAUUGGCCGACGUCCCCUCAGAGGUCUGCCACCUGGUCGCCUUGGAGACGCUUAACCUGUAUCACAACUGCAUCAGGACCAUCCCAGACAGCAUCAUCAGCCUGCAGUCACUCACCUCCUUAAAUCUCAGUCGGAACCAGCUGGGCUCUCUGCCGGCCUGUCUAUGUGGGUUACCUCUGAGAGUCCUCAACGCCAGCAACAACAAGCUGGUCAGCCUACCGGAGACCAUUGGACAGCUGCACAGCCUCAUGGAGCUGGACAUCAGCUGUAAUGAGAUCUCGGCCCUUCCUCGCCACAUCGGCAGACUCAAAGCUCUGCGAGAACUCAACGUGCGCAGAAACCUCCUCUGCGUCCUGCCGGAAGACUUGGCUGGCCUUCCUCUGGUGAAGUUCGACUUCUCCUGUAACAAGGUGUCCACCAUCCCGGUGUGUUACAGGAAGAUGAAGCAGCUCCAGUCCCUACAGUUGGAAAACAACCCACUGCAGAGCCCACCUGCACAGAUCUGUAUAAAAGGCAAAGUUCACAUAUUCAAGUAUCUGAGCAUCGAGGCGUGUCGCAGCGAAAAGAUGCCCGACUCUCUCUACCUGCCCGUCAUCGAGCGCCUCAGCCUGUCACGGCCCACCACCGGCAGUGUGGAGGACAUGGAGCAGCAGAAGAAGCAGGACAGCGACUCAGGAGUCGGCAGCGACAACGGAGACAAGAGACUGUCUGCUACUGAGCCGUCAGACGAAGACAGUCUGAGUCUAAAUGUACCGAUGAGCCACAUCACAGAGGAGGAGGGGAUCAGUAAAGACGACUCGAGUGAACACAUCAGCUCCCUGACAGCUGAUCCAAACUCCGACUCGGUUCGUCUGAUCGAGGAGAGCCCUACGGAAGCCCUGAAGGACCAGUUCAGCUACAGAGACUCGGCUCUGAGCACUCGCUUCGUCAACUACAUCAAGGGUCGGACGGCAGCAGACUUUGACGAGCCUCUCAGGAUAGAAGAGGACUCGAACUGGCCGACAGAACAAAUGUCAAAGGUCACAGGGGGCACAGAGCUCCACAUCGACAUGAUCAACCAGCUGAAGGAGGCGGUGGAGCUGCUGCAGGACCCCAGCAGAGUGAACGCUGAACAGGAUGAUCUGUCUGGAGUUCAGCUCUACCCGGUGGAGCUGGUCAAUGUGGAAGAGUCACUCAAUGGGCAAGACAGUGAUGAUGGUGCCACCACACCGAAGCGACACGACAGAUCUCCAGCCAGCGGGCCUCCAUCCUUCUGCAGCCCCGUGUUCGGACUGAAGCCCCGCUCAGCCCCGCCCUCGCUGCCCUGCUCGCCCCCUCCUUCCUGUCUUGCUCCCUCCCUCCUCUCACAGGCCUCGCCCCUCCAUAGAGAUACAGCUCGUAGCCAUGAAGACGGAGGCAUGCACAGCCGCGUGUUCCUGCGGAGCCACAAGAGUCUGGAGUCAGUCGAUCCUCAGUUCACCAUGAGGAGGAAGAUGGAGCAGCUGCGAGAGGAACUGGAGCUCACAGAACAACUGCGAGAUAGCAUCGAGAGCAGACUGAAGGUCAACCUCCCUGAAGACCUCGGCUCAUCUCUGAUGGACGGCGUCGUUCUCUGCCACCUGGCCAAUCACAUUCGCCCGCGCUCUGUCGGCAGCAUCCACGUCCCCUCGCCGGCGGUGCCGAAACUCAGCAUGGCCAAGUGUCGGAGAAAUGUGGAGAACUUCCUGGAUGCCUGCAGAAAGAUCGGCGUUCCAGAGUCUUCCCUGUGUUCGCCCUAUGACAUCAUCCAGUGCCGCCUGCAGCUGGUUCGUGCUACAGUCCAGGCACUGGUUGCCUUUGAUACGACCUCUCCGGACAGGAAACGGGAAGAGGCGAUCUCAGCUCCAAGCCCCGCCUCCUCCGGGGUGUCAGAUACUCGCUCGUUGGUGUCCGUCACCACUCAAACCCCGCCUCCUGCCUGGCAAAUCUGGGACCUUAUUGGCUCGAGUCUGCUUCACGUCCUCUGCCUGGUUCUGCUGUUCGUGGCCUAUAGCUGGAGCGAGCUCACGUAACCGUGACAGCAGCCUUCUGUCAGUCACCUGCCAGCCCCGCCCUCUUUCUGCCCGGGCUACUCCUCCUUUUCUUUGCUGCAUUUAUGUCACACAGGAAAAGUCAUGCUCCAAAAUUAACCUGAAAUGUUCAUAGACAUUUUUUUUCUUAUGUUUCUCAAUAUUUCUGCCUGGUUUUCUUCAAAACAUCCAGCUCCUUAGAUAAAAGAAAAGAUAAACGUUUUCCGUGGAAGGACAACUAUAUAGCAUCAGAUUAGUGAGGCCGUGGUCAAUUAUAGAUCCCAUUUUAAAGAGAGAUUAGGUUUAUUUUAUCGGUGAGUUGUAAACUACAGCUUCAGAAGUAUUAUUUUUAUGUUUUGUGUUUCUGAGCGGAAGCUCUGGUUGAUGGAUUUAUAAAACGAGUUUUAUUUAAGAUUAAUUAAAAAGAAGGAAGGAAAGAAAGAAAGGAAGAAAGAAAGAAAGAAAGAAGAUGUAUUUUUAUAAGAAGAGAUUAUUAUUAUAAAAACACAUUCAAACAUUUUAUUGAUAUCAGUCAUUAUUCUGCUUAUUGGUCCGAUUCUUUAUCAGUUUCUUCAUUAAUUCCUGAUUAAUUUCUCUGUGUGAAAAAAAUUUGAGUCUGAACACUGUGUAGAUACAAUGAGAGAAUAUUUUAAUGUAAAAAAAAAAAGCAGUGGCACAAAUCAUAAGUGCCGUUCUCAUCUAUUUUCUUCUAAAUGGGACCAUUAUUUAUAUGUUAACAUCAUAUUUUCUAAAAGAAGAUGUUUUACUAGCAAUUGAGACCAUAGUGUAGCCACAAGAAUUUUUUCUGAGGUAAUAAAUCAAGUGAGAAGUUGACUCAUUUUGUACUGAGAUAGAUAGGACCGGAGUGCUUCCCUGCUGGAGGUUUGAAAGACUGCAGUCUGAAGGCACUUACUGGGCUUGCUUAACUGCUCAGACUGGGAGGUUGGCACCUGGUUCGGAGGAUUGCGAUUCCAAUGGAUUGGACAAAUACUAUCCACUUCUUGAUUCCUUGGACUCACAACACAUGACUGAUAACAGCUCCACUCCACUCUUCACUCAGACAGAAAGACUGACAGUAGCUUUUCUUUGACAUCAAUUUGAACAUGUAGUUACUAUUAAAAUUAAAAUUUGUGUUAAACAAAAAACUAAAGCAAACACCAUUCAAAAAACUACUUCCAUGACAGUUUAAUGAUCCCAUAUGGGAUUAAUAAAAAGUAUAUAAUCUUUAAACCACCACGUGACAUGAAUGCAGCAUCAGCAUGAGCCUCUCUCCUCUCCUUCUCCUCCCUGAUUGAUUUUCUCUUCUUGUCGUCCAAUUUUUUGAGGGAAAAAUCAGCUCAAAAACGUUUUUUUGUGUCUUUGCAAUAAAUUGAGCCCGAACCUCUCAACCGAAGGCGGACGUGUGGAGCAGCAGGUCACAGUCUCUGAGGUUUUCUCACCAUGCUGUGCAGCAGGAUAAUCAGAGAGUUUUGUAGGAACCAAAACAAAAAUGAAACAUUGUGCCAGUUUUCACAUCUUCUCCUUGACAAAACAAGUUCAGUUGUAUUGACAUUUUAAUGUAUUUAUAGAUGAAUAAUGUGCUGAGUGUGCAAAAAUAAUAGAACAUUUAGCAGCCUGGUGAAAUUUCAAAUUUCCCAGCAGCCAUUUGGCACCAUCAUGGAGGUCUGGUCUAGUCUGUAGCUGCAGGAUUUAUUUUUCUUUUUAGUUAUUUGAAUUAUGGACUGGUUGUUGAUCGUGUAGUUAUUCUCUAAAUAAAAAUAAAUGUUCUUAAAUGCCCUUUUCAUCUCAAGAAAACAUUGUGUUUACAUGCACAUGACUGUUAAAUCUGCUUCUUCCCAACCGAACCACAUUACUUAUAUAUGAACACAUGCAAAUACCAUUCCAAUAAACCAACACUGAUUUUAUAAAAUGGAAAUAAAUACAUAUAAAAGAGAGCCAUAGAUGAAUUUACUUUACUUUACUUAAAAUGUCGCAGUAAAACUUUUUUUCUGGCCAGUCGGAACCAGAAAACACAGCAAAGCUUAUCUUGGUGAUUUAUUCCAUUUAUUGUAAUAAAAAAUAAUAUUUAAAGGGUUCAUUAAUUGAUCAAAUGUAACAUAAAUUAAUAUUUGUUUUCAUUUGUUUCUACAUUUAAUUAACCUACUUUCCUAUUUAAUUUUCAUUUUUUAUUUAAUUUUAAUUAUUAAGUAUUUUUAAAUGUAUUUGUACAUUAUUUUACCUUUGCAUUUCCUUAUUUUCAUUUCCCUGAACUUAAUUAUUCCUGUAUCAUUUUCUUUAUGCAAUUCCUUGUUUUUCUUCUUCAUGGUGUCAAAAUAAAAUAAAUAAAGGGGAAAUUAAAUCAACACAUCAAAUUAACACAGAAAUAUCAAUUAAUGUCACAUUUUAUUAUCUAGUUAGUCUGUUGAAAGCCUAUUAUUAUUAUUUUUGGUCCAUUUAAUGGCGUUUUUCUUGUCUCAUCCUUUAUGAUUUAUUUAAUUAUUUACUUGUUUAUUUAUUCAUUCAUGAUUUCAUGAGGAUAUUUCAAGGAUCAGAAAUAGAAAAAUGUCCACACAGUUAUUGUGAGAACACAGAAUAAAAUCAGACCUCCAACAUGGACUCCAAACGGUUCAGCUGCAGCUUCUCCCCUCGUGUUUCUCUUCACUCCACAGAUAUGUGUUUAAUAUGAAUAAAAGGUGACGACCUGCACAUUUAACACAAGGCAGUUGAUGACUUGAAGUUGUAUUUUUAUAGUUGUUCCCAUAUUUCAGAAUAACUUGCCUGCAUAAAAAGCACAUGAUCCCUGAACGGUUCAGAGCUGCACAAAGACGAUGUGUGUGAUUAUAAAGUGAUGAGGAGCAAACGGAAGCCAUGUUAUAAUAAUUAUUCAUGAUUUGAAUUGUGUUAUUUUUGGUGUUAAUUUGAAUACAAAUUGUUAUUUGAGUAUCGAAAAAUGUGAUUUUAUUGAUUUAUUAUCUAUUUAUCCUCCUUUUCAUUUCAAACUGUAUCCUGAUAUGCAAUGUGACUGUUUUUGGAAACCUUUGAAGGGCUAUAGACACUAGAUGAGUUUAUGAAGUUAGAUAUAUAUUAAGCCGUUUGACAGGUAGGGGAGUAGAUUAUUGCUCUGUUUGUAAUGUUGACAGGAAUUUAAAACUGAGAAAUGUGGAUGUUUGCAGCUUCCCACUCCAGUGUUAAAAACAACACCAUAAUUUUGCAGUUUAAGUAGCAGAUUGUUGGAUUAAUUCACAGAAACUGAAUAAAUGCAAACGUUUUCACUGGCCUUUAAUCUGUGCAUGAACAGAAAUGCCUUGUAUUUAUCACACAACACUGAAGUGUUGGAUCGUUAUAUGUUAAUUUCUCUUAUUACGAAUGGGAUUAUUUGAGUUUUUCAUAUUCUGUGAAUUAAUUCUGGCUGUAAAUUUCUGUUGUUCUGUUGUGCAGCUGUUUGUUUUUUAACUGUGUGCUGAUGUGAAUGGAUUCAUGUAUGAGGAGGAUUAUUUUUAUGACUUGUGUAUGAUAUUUGACUGUUAAAAGACUGAGGUAAUAAAUGCAGUUUAGGGAUGUCGUCUAUUCGAUGGAGUCAUUGUUUAACUUUAGAAGAAACAGUCCAGCAGACAAACUCACAACUUGUUACAUUUCAGUUUUUCUACAGUUUUAACAGUAAGAACAUGAUAAUGUGUGAGCUUUAAAGGUGAUGGAAAAAUAGAUUUAUUUUAUUUUAUUUUUUUAUUUUUUGACAGACCACCCUGUCUUAAUUAUAUCAGAUGGUUGGAUGGGCUAUAGUGCUUUAGAGUAUAAUAAUACUGCAAUAUAGUAAUAGAUAGUAUAGUAAAAGAGGAUUUUUUUGUUUGUUUGUUUUACUUUUUUUGUCUUUUGUUUGUUUGUUUAAUUGACUUUCUAUAGAAAACACAAAAUGUUUUUUUCCCUUAUUGUGGUUAUAUAAAAUAUAUUUAUGGUGUUGUAGAUUUCU
Messenger RNA from Centropristis striata (black sea bass), 6301 nucleotides. It is a transcript of the gene lrch1, whose product is annotated as leucine-rich repeats and calponin homology (CH) domain containing 1. Bases 103 to 2358 code for a protein of 751 amino acids. The record is from RefSeq and is a predicted model, not a curated record. The transcript has 19 exons. Gene Ontology annotation, molecular function: protein binding. NCBI's taxonomy places the organism in Eukaryota, Metazoa, Chordata, Actinopteri, Perciformes, Serranidae.